UGUUGCGCCAAGUGUCUCCGGUUGCACUGGAUAGUCAGUGAAACACGGUUUAGUUGACAUGCUCAGCAUAACUAUGUCAAAGUUGUCCGUGAAAGAACAGAGUGGCUGUAAAAAACUGUUGAAAUUGUUAUCUGAAGAGGACUUGUUGGCUCUUAAAGAUACAGUAACGAAUCGACUGAUUGAUGUCGUUAGUGCAGAAGAGGCCAUUGACGCCAUAAUAAUUUACUCUCAAGAUGCAGAAGAACUCCUGAAGAGAAAGAAGGUCCAACGUGAUCUCAUUUUUAAGUAUCUUGCCAGCGAGGGGGUUGUCAUUCUUCCUAACCCUGAAAAACAUCAGUUAAUCAGAAGGACCCUUGAGUUUUGGUCAUCUGGGGAGAUGGUUGAGAACACUGUUUCUUCACGUGAGAUUGGAGAUGGAUUAUCAGACCUUACAGCUUUGGGUAAGCAGUUUUGUCAGUGGUUCUUCAGCCUUCUCAACUCUCAGAACCCCACACAUGGGCAGGUGUUACAGGAGUGGGGUCCUCAGCAUUUCUGGCCUGAUGUAAGACUAAACCUUCUCUUAUGCACUGGAGAGCAGCGUGUAGAUGAGUUUAAUGGCGCAGAGCUGGUUAGUCAGCGGCUUUACGCUCUUGUUGGACAAGAACGUCUGUCCUUCUGUCCAAACCUGGAGGGAUUUGGAUUAAAAUGUAUUUCUUCAUCUCAUGGAUUGGUGUUAGUGGCAGUAGCAGGAACCAUCCACCGUGACAAUGCCUUUCUUGGAAUUUUUGACCAAGUGUUUGGGCUUAUUCGAUCACCACAGGACAAUAAUCACUGGAAGAUAAAGUUUGUAAAUGUGAAAGUAAAAUCACAAAGUGACUUUUCUGAAAGACAGUUACCAAUAAUUACAUACAACUCGAGUGAGUUGCUGAGACUUUGUGAAUGAAAGUGACAGGACAGCAAGUGAUCUGUGUGGUCAGUUUUUUUUACAUCUCUAGCAAGAAGAUGCACCAUUCAUUCAAACGGUCAUAGCAAAUGUUCUGUUUUAUGCAAAUAACAAUAUUAUGGACUGCUUUUUCGUAUUAACCUCAGUGUAUAAAACAUCUGCAAUGGAUUCUGUUUUUAUACCUUUCUUUUUUCUCCAAGGAGUUUGGGUUACAUCUCAAUUUGCUUUUUGGGGGUUGAAACACUGAAAGUGAAAUUUCAUCAUUUAUUUUUAAUCUGUGUCUUCUUUUAUCCUAACAAAUAAAAAGGUUCCACUGUGUUUUUAAGGUCAUAUCAUUCAACUCAUUAAAAUCACAAACUGGCAAGCUUUCCUUUAGUAUUAUUUAUUUUACUUGCAAUAAGUGCCCUGAUGAUGUUGUUAUGUUAAAAUAAAUCUUAAAUUCUGUAUUAGUUAUCAGUCUUAAUAAUGCUAAAACAUGACUCUCUAGGGCCCAGGUCAGGGAGCAGACAGAAUGGUUUUACCAACUGUUUGUUUGCCGUCUCACAUUGCAGAAUGCACAGAAUACACUAAAUGUACAACAUCUAAUAAUCUCUUCUCCCAAACAUCAUAAAAUAGAGACUUUGUCUGUCCCCCCGAUUAGAAAACAUAAGAUAAUGCAUAAACCUCUUGAAAGUAAUUUAAUAAAUGUCAAACAAAUCAAAGAUGAAUAAAAUACAGAUUAUCAACAAUUACGACUCUGAUUGCUAAAUACAGUAUUAGAUAUCUCUCUAAUAAAAAACUUUUUGUUAACGAUAUGAUAACAGAUCAUAAAAUAGACAAGCUCUGUUUGACAGAAACAUGGCUAAAACCAGAUGAUUAUUUUACUUUAAAUUAAUCUGUCCCCAUAGAUUAUUAUUAUAAACACGAGCCUCAUCUAAAAGGCAGAGGGGGAGGUGUCGCUGCACUACACAAUACUCUCAGUACUCUACUCUCAGCUUUAAGAAUCUCCCAGAAGUCUAAUUUUAAAUACAAUUCUUUUGAAGUCAUGGUACUUCAUGGUAUCAACACCUAAUACUUAGUACAAAACUUUUUACAAAUGUAUUCUAGCUAUUGUAUAUGGGGCACCACACAGAUUUUAUUAAAGAAUUUGGUGGGUUCUUAUCAGAACUAGUACUGGCCGCAGAUAGAGUCCUUGUGGUUGGUGACUUUAACAUCCAUGUAGAUAACGAUACAGAUGCCGUAGAAAUGGCCUUCAAUGACUCUCUUGUAAUCUCGAUAGUAAUCUUUCAUUUGAGAGUCAUGUCGCCAACACUUGUAAAAUUGCGCUUUUCCAUUUUAAGAAUAUAUCUAUACUACGUCAUAUGCUGUCACUGUCAGAUUCAGAGAAGUUCAUUCAUGCAUUCAUGACAUCAACAAUAGACUACUUUAAUGCACUGUUAGGUGUUUGCCCUGCAGGCUUAUUACAAAAACUCCAACUGGUCCAAGAUGCGGCAGCUCGAGUUCUUACACGUACAAAACAGUAUGAGCAUAUUAGCCCGGUUCUUUCAACCUUCUAAUGGUUACCUAUAAAGCAUCGCAUCGCAUCUACAUGGUUUAGCUUAGCAGUAUUUGAGCGAACUUCUAUUGUAUUACAGUCCUCAACGUGCAUCACCCUCUCAGGCAUCCUGUCAGUUGGUAAUACCUAGAAUGUAAAAAUCAAGUGCAGGUGGUAGAUCCUUUUCCUAUCUAGCGCCUACACUUUGGAAUAGUCUUUCCUGCACUGUCAAGGAGGCAGACACACUGUCAGUUUAAAUCUAGACUAAAGACGCAUAUUUUAAAUAUUGCAUACACUACACUUCCAUAAUAUAAAUCCUCUGAGGGUUGCAUUAGUUAGAUCAAGCGGAACCAGGAACAAUCCCCUGGUUGGCCCCCUGUUUUUUUUUCUCGAUUGGAGUUUUUGGUUCUUUGUCACCGUUUGCAUGCUGUUUUGCAAUUUUUCCUGGCUGGGGGGGCUGCUUUAGAAUUUUUACAUAAUUAAUAUUGCUUAUAGAAAUGUAUAGUGCAUUUAUUGUUUGACCUGUGUUUCUCUCUCCUUUAUCUUAAAUGUGUGCUUUCACUGUGAGUGUGUGCGUGCGUGCGUGUGUGUGUCUAUGUCAAUGUUUUAUAAGUAUGUGUGCAUAUUGUGUGUGCGGAGCGUUUGGAUGUGGGUAUGUCUGUCUUCUGUGUUUUCAACCUUUUCCUUGUUUUUACUGGUAUAUGACUUUAGUUGUUUUGCUUAUAGUCAAUAUGUCUCAAGUACAGCUGCUUUGUAUCAAUGGAAAUUGUAAAAGACACUAUAUAAAUAAAGUUGAGUUAAGUUGAGUCUAGAAUCUUUGUUUUCACAGCAUCUGUAUAUUUGACCAAUGUCAAGCAGUAACUGUAUGAUGUUGAGAUUCAUAUUUUUACAUUGAGGACAAUCAAGAGUGUGCCAUCAAUUUUAUCAUGGUAAGCUCAGGGUCAAACAAUUUCCAUGAAAAGCUGAGCCAAGCAAUAAAAAAAAAUCAUAACAGUAAUAAAUGGUGGAAGAAAAAGAAAAAAACUCAAAAAUCCAGAUACCGACUUGAACCCCAGCACACUACACGACCGCCCCACACACUUAUCCAAGGACACUUAUAUACUGGCGACCCAUCACCGAUAAAUAAUUAUAGGGAAACAUAGUAAACACAUAAUGGCAAUUACGCAAAGACAACACAAAAUACCCCACACAUACUCAUAUACUUCUUUUUUAACAUAAUAUUUAAAUCCAUACUACCACCAAUAAAUCCCAAAUUAUUCAUACUUUAGAAAAGGAAAACAAAACAAUUCAAACAUCCCCAUGACAGGAACAAAAAUGGAGCUGGCUGCUUCUUCGGCCGGAAUGAUAAAUAUGGUAGGGGUUUCCUCCAGACCUCUUUUGGCAACGAGCCACUUCUGCAGCUCUCAGCAACACAAACGGUAAGAAAAUUGUAUUAAACAAUACAUUUAA
Triplophysa dalaica is the source of this 3884-nucleotide messenger RNA. RefSeq names its product chromosome 8 C3orf38 homolog (gene c8h3orf38). Bases 59 to 922 code for a protein of 287 amino acids. Lineage: Eukaryota; Metazoa; Chordata; Actinopteri; Cypriniformes; Nemacheilidae. The record is from RefSeq and is a predicted model, not a curated record. The transcript has 3 exons.